GUGGCAUCAGUAGUUUAUUUUUAAGAUUUUCCUAUGUAAGCAUUUGGAGGAAGCUCCCAAACUUGAUGAGCAGAAUAGGAUCAAUGCUCUCAAUGUGAGUCAGCGUACUCCUUAGAGGAAUAUUAUUAGAUUUAUUCCAGCCUACCGAACAAGCUUGUGAUUUUACUCCUCUCUGUGAAACUCUAAAAUUCUCUUAAGGAGUACUCAUAGUCUAUCCCAUUAGGUUGUCUCGUAGGUUAUUCUUAGGUUUUUUUUUUUCUCUCUGUCAUAAGUUAUGAAUUCCAGUCCCUUAUCUAAUCUCGAAUUCCCAUCCGUAGAUUACGGAGAAUUAGAAAACUUUGCAGGAAUUCGAGAUAACUGUAGUAAAAAUGGGAUUCCGUGCCAGCAUAUUUUUCAUAACGAGGGUAGUAACCCGAGCAAUAAGACUCUUCAAGAUCAGCUUAACUACGCCAAUUGUCUACUCAGAUUCCUUCAGGCCCGUACCACAAACAUCCAAACUAGUCAUACCCUGAUAUAUCCAUAUCUGGAAAGACUAAUAGCACACAGCAAUCAAAUUCCAGCUCUUGAGUCAAGAAUCUCUGCUUUAGAUGAUAAGCUUGAAUCCCUUCCUGAUAUUGAGAAAAAGCUUGAUAAAAUUCCAGCUCUUAGGUCAAGAAUCGCUGAUUUAGAAGAUAAGCUUCAACGCUUUCAUGAGAUUGAGAAUAAGCUAGAUAAAGUUCUUGGAAAACUUGAGCUCCUCAUCAAUAAGCCAGAACACCCAAUGCCAACACCACCAAAGCCAAACGACGAUGGCGUCCCCAUUGAACCCAAACCAGAUCGGUAUGUACGCUCACCCAAUCUAGUUGGAAGAAUCAGUUGGACUACUGCAAACUGAGCGGUAAAGUCCGCGCAAACAAAACUCUAAGUAUGUGUCGUGUGGGUAAAAUAAAUGUAUCUACCUUUCAAUGACCAUGUGUUAUAAAUGGUUAUACUGGUAGCCGUUAUGUAUUUCUUUUCAGUCAUUUAUGUUUCCGUAUUGAGCUGUCCACUCAAUACGCGUUUUGUAAGCCUGCAUUAAGAAGAAAACUCUUCGUAUGAUUGUUUAGUUUAGCUCAUACUCUGAAGCUCUGUAAUUUAUUUGCGAACCGAAAGGUUUAGCCUCUGCAAAAUGAAAUUGGUAUGGGCUGUGCUAUUUUUUUUC
Molecule: messenger RNA, 1180 nt
Organism: Cryptomeria japonica (Japanese cedar)
Lineage: Eukaryota; Viridiplantae; Streptophyta; Pinopsida; Cupressales; Cupressaceae
Exons: 1
Coding region: 275-874 (199 amino acids)
Source: RefSeq, a predicted model, not a curated record